This is a messenger RNA of Sinocyclocheilus anshuiensis, 3317 nucleotides long. Its product is annotated as serine/threonine-protein phosphatase 4 regulatory subunit 3-like. Gene Ontology annotation, biological process: protein dephosphorylation; DNA damage response. Lineage: Eukaryota; Metazoa; Chordata; Actinopteri; Cypriniformes; Cyprinidae. Gene Ontology annotation, molecular function: protein phosphatase activator activity. The coding region runs from base 471 to 2816 and encodes 781 amino acids. The transcript has 17 exons. Gene Ontology annotation, cellular component: nucleoplasm; protein phosphatase 4 complex. The record is from RefSeq and is a predicted model, not a curated record.
CGCUCGGAAACCCCGCGCCCUCAGAAGACGCACAAGAUGGCGGCGAUCGGCGGAUAGACGAACAUUCGCGUAAACACUCGAACGAUUCGAGCCGUUCCGUGCUAAUCGGAGCUUUAACGACACCUGAAGGCGGUUAAACAUCCGAGUACCGUGCUGCUCGGAUGGGUCGGGGUUGUGUGAGGUUCGGCUCAAUCUGAGGGUUAAUUAACUGCUUUCCUGAGUUGAAGAUGACUGAUAGGAGGUAGCGUCAGCUUUAGGUUUAACGUUAGUGUUGUGAUAUAAACGCUUGUCUUUCCGAGGGUCCGAUCAAACCGGACCCAGGCUCCGGCUCGUUUAGUGUGGAUUAGUCAGGGUUAGGAUGAGCGGCGGCCGGCUGCGCGGAUCUGAGGCGAGGCAGUGCUAGCUUUGUGCGUCAGGACUGCUAGUGCUGGUUCGGUUCGGUUCGGUUCGGUUCGGUUCGUGCGGGAAAGAUGAGCGACACCCGGCGGCGGGUGAAGGUGUACACGCUGAACGAGGAGCGGCAGUGGGAGGACCGGGGCACCGGGCAUGUGUGCUGCUCGGAGCCGGACUCGCUGACGGUCACCGGCGAGGCUGACGGCUCUCUGCUGCUGGAGUCCAAGAUCAACCCCGACACCGCGUAUCAGAAGCAGCAGGACACGCUCAUCGUCUGGUCCGAAGCGGAGAACUACGACCUGGCUCUGAGCUUCCAGGAGAAAGCAGGCUGUGAUGAGAUCUGGGAGAAGAUCUGUCAGGUGCAGGGCAAGGAUCCGUCUGUGGAGAUCACGCAGGACCCCGGGGACGAGUCUGAGGAGGAGCGGUUGGAGGACAUGCUGGAGAGCGGUCACCCGCUGGAGCUGCCCCCCUGCGAGCCGGGCUGUCUGGAGGAGCUGGAGGAGCUGGUGAUGUCCGUGCUGCCGUCGCCGGUCCGGCGGGAGAAGCUGGCGCUUGCGCUGCUCAGCUCAGGGUAUAUCAGGAAGCUGCUGCAGCUGUUCCGGGCGAGCGAGGAGGAGGGGGACCGCCGGGGCCUGCAGCAGCUGCACCAGAUCGUGCGCGGCCUGCUCCUCCUCAACAAGGCCACGCUGUUGGAGGUGAUGUUCUCCGACGACUGCAUCAUGGACGUGGUGGGCUGCCUGGAGUACGAGCCGGCGCUGCUGCAGCCCAAGAGCCACCGCCAGUUCCUCACCGAGACGGCCCGCUUCAGAGAGGUGAUCCCCAUCAGGGACUCGGAGCUGCGGCAGAAGAUCCACCAGACCUACCGCGUGCAGUACAUCCAGGACAUCAUCCUGCCCACACACUCUGUCCUCGAGGACAAUUUCCUGUCCACGCUGUCCUCCUUCAUCUUCUUCAACAAAGUGGAGAUCGUCAGCAUGCUGCAGGAGGAUGAGAAGUUCCUGACGGAGGUGUUUGCUCAGCUCACAGAUGAAGCUACAGAGGACAGCAAGAGGAGAGAGCUGGUGAACUUCUUCAAGGAGUUCUGUGCUUUCUCACAAACGCUGCAGCCACAGAACAGAGACGCCUUCUUCAAAACGCUGGCCAAUCUGGGCAUCUUACCGGCGCUGGAGAUCGUGAUGGGCAUGGAGGACGAGCAGGUGAAGUCUGCAGCCAUGGACAUCUUCUCUUACCUGGUGGAGUUCAGUCCGUCUGUGGUGCGCGAGUUCAUCAUGCAGGAGCCGCAGCAGGCCGACGACGACGUGCUGCUGAUUAACGUGGUGAUCAAGCAGAUGAUCUGUGAUUCGGACCCAGAGCUGGGUGGUGCAGUGCAGCUCAUGGGGCUCCUGAGGACCCUCAUGGACCCCGAGAACAUGCUCGCUCCGGCCAGCAAAGCAGAGAAGAGUGAGUUCCUGAGCUUCUUCUACAAGUACUGUAUGCACGUGCUGACGGCUCCACUGCUGGCUAACACCGGCGAGGAGGACCCAGAUCUGAUGGAGGGAGCGGCUAAACCCAACCCCGUGUGUCCAGAUAACUUCCAGACGGCGCAGCUGCUGGCUCUGAUCCUGGAGCUGCUGACCUUCUGCGUGGAGCAUCACACGUACCACAUCAAGAGCUACAUCAUGACCAGAGACCUGCUGAGGAGGGUGCUGACGCUCAUGAACUCCAGACACAGCUUCCUGGCACUCUGUGCGCUGCGCUUCAUGAGGAGAAUCAUCGGCCUGAAGGACGAGUAUUACAACCGCUACAUCGUGAAAGGAAACCUGUUCGAGCCGGUCAUCAAUGCGCUGCUGGACAACGGCACCAGAUACAACCUGCUGAACUCGGCCAUCAUCGAGCUCUUCGAGUUCAUCAGAGUGGAGGACAUCAGAUCUCUGAUUGCACACAUCGUGGAUAACUUCUCCACGGCGCUGGAGUCCAUCGAGUACGUGCAGACCUUCAAGGGCCUGAAGGGCCGCUACGAGCAGGAGAAGCAGCGGCAGAGCCGAGGAUUUAGCAGGUAUCGCAGGGACGGCCGCUCCUUCCAGGAGGACGAGGACACGUGGCUGAACGAAGACGAGGAAGACGAGGGUGUCACAGACAAGAGUAAGAGCGACUACGGGACGUUCAUGGAGAGCGAGAAAGUGAAAGAGAGUCAGGACAAGGAGAACCAGCCCAAGCGGACAGCAAGUGGCAGCUUCAAGUUCAGCUUCUCUCACUCGUCUGGAGCGGCUAACACGGCUAAUGGCUCCAAACCUCCUCCCUCCGCCUCCUCCAGCAGAGCUGCAGCGCCACCUUCAGGCCAGACGGCCCGGACCGGGCUGGUGGACUAUCCAGACGAUGAGGACGAGGAGGAGAGCGCUGAUGAGGAGCAGUCGCCGCGCAAGAGGCCUCGUCUGGGCUCGUAAAGCCCCAGCAGAACCAGAGAGCUUCCAGUGAGCCAGUCGCAGCGCAGCAGGGGCUGAUGGGAGCGCGCGCAGGCUAGCAGGACUAGCCGCACUGAUCGAGCUGAAGAGCUUCCUUUCUUAGUGAUUUCUUCUGGACGCUUGUGUUUUUAAUGAUUGGCGGGGGAUGAGAGCGUCAUUAACCUUUGUAAUCAGACAUCUGGGAUUCAGGCUCGAAGGUGCGGCGCUGGUGGUUUUUAAAUGUGUUGAUUUGUGUGAUUUGUGGAGCAGAGCAAGAGCACUGAUUGAAGGUCAGCUGUGUCUCGUCUGUCUCACUGCGAGAGAAUACCGAGUGUUAAAUGAAGCUGAUCGGACUCCAGAUGGGUAGAUGAAAUAUUAAAAGCGGUUUUUGUUGUUCCCCUCAUUUUUGUACACUUUGCUACUAGCACCAUCUCCGUUAAAGAGCAUUUGUAUGAAUUUGAUAUUUUUUACAAUUUUCAGAUUAAAUUUGGUCCUGCAAUUAAA